UCAGCGCUAAUCCGCUACAUUGAGGCAUGCGCUCGUUUCACUGGUAGAAAGUCAGGUAUUAUUUGGCGCAAUAGUGGAUGGGCUGCAACGUUUUCAGCAACGUGGAUGCUCGGGCAUCUAAACCGUGAUGUAAAGUGGACAAUUUACGGAAGACAUCCACAAAAUGAAGACACUAGUGUGCCAUGGGGUUAUCGGCAUUAUCGUUAUUACCAUGGGUACCAUUCUUAUGGUUGUGUACAACAACAGCUUCACCGACACGUCAGAGUUUCACUCAGAGAAGCCCGGGAAGGCGCAGCCUAAACCACCAAGAGCCCUAUCAUCAACUCUAGAGGGCUACACUGAACUCAUCAAUCAACAGCCUCUGAGGAUGCACUGUAACUGCUGUGCCCUGGUGUCCAGCUCGGGCCACCUUACUGGCAGCAACCGAGGAGACGAAAUUGACCGCACCGAAUGCGUCAUCCGCAUGAACAAUGCCCCGAACGGAAACCAUUUCAAACAGGAUGUGGGCCGGCGCACUAGCCUGCGCGUCAUCGCCCACUCCAGCCUGCAGAGGGUGCUGCAGAGACGGCAGGAGCUGCUCAACACCAACCAGGACUCUGUCUUCCUCUUCUGGGGACCCACCAGCUCCAUGCGGCGCGACGGCAAGGGCAGGGUCUUCAACAACCUGCGUCUAAUCAACCAGCUGCUUCCCAAGCUCAAGAUCUACGUCAUCUCCCCCCUCAAGAUGCUGGAGUUUGACGAGCUCUUCAAAAAUGAAACGGGAAAAGACAGGAAGACCUCUAAAUCGUGGCUGACCACUGGCUGGUUCACCAUGGCCAUUGCCCUGGAACUGUGUGACAGGGUCAAUGUCUAUGGCAUGGUGGCUCCGGACUUCUGCAGUACUCCCUCUCAUCUCUCGGUGCCGUAUCAUUACUAUGAGCCCUCUGGCCCAGACGAGUGCUCCCUGUAUCUCUCCCACGAGCACAACCAGAGCGGCGGCCACCACAGCUUCAUCACGGAGAAAACGGUGUUCGCCAACUGGGCCCAGAAGUAUGACAUCCACUUCUACCAGCCAGACUGGAGCCCGUCCUCCACUCUCAAUGGAAGCAGCUCACACACACCUGCUACAGCUGUCUCCUGAUACCAGAUAAACAGUCAGACAGACAGACAGAACGGUCCACAGGACCAGUGGCGACCCGUCAUUCAGGGCAGGUGGGGAAGAGCACCACCUGUUUUGAGCCCCACCUGUUUAGCAAAAAAAGGAUUAUGCAUUUUUUCCUCCCCCUGUUUGCAUGUUGUUUUGGCAUUAAUAUGUGUCACAUGUCAGUUUCUAAACAAUGUAAAAAAAUAAAAUAUAAUUGAG
Molecule: messenger RNA, 1342 nt
Organism: Oncorhynchus tshawytscha (Chinook salmon)
Lineage: Eukaryota; Metazoa; Chordata; Actinopteri; Salmoniformes; Salmonidae
Product: alpha-N-acetylgalactosaminide alpha-2,6-sialyltransferase 5-like
Exons: 5
Coding region: 164-1120 (318 amino acids)
Biological process (GO): ganglioside biosynthetic process; oligosaccharide metabolic process
Molecular function (GO): alpha-N-acetylgalactosaminide alpha-2,6-sialyltransferase activity
Source: RefSeq, a predicted model, not a curated record